Lolium rigidum is the source of this 1911-nucleotide messenger RNA. Its product is annotated as protein SINE1-like. The transcript has 2 exons. Gene Ontology annotation, molecular function: microtubule binding. The record is from RefSeq and is a predicted model, not a curated record. Bases 1 to 1911 code for a protein of 636 amino acids. Gene Ontology annotation, cellular component: microtubule. Lineage: Eukaryota; Viridiplantae; Streptophyta; Magnoliopsida; Poales; Poaceae.
AUGGGCCGGAGCCUGAGUCCGCUGCUCCGGCAGGAGCUGGAGAACCUCGACAAGGACGCCGACAGCCGCCGGAACGCCAUGAAGACACUCAAGUCCUACGCCAAGCAGCUGGACUCCAAGUCCAUCCCCCACUUCCUGGCCGAGGUCUCGGACAACAAGGCCCCCGGCCUGCCCUCCGGCGAGUUCACCAUCUCGCUCUACGAGGUCCUCGCCAGGGUCCACGGCCGGAACAUUGUGCCGCAGAUCGGCAACAUAAUGUCCACCAUCAUGUGCACCCUGUCGUCCAGCGGCGGGUCCUUCCCGCUGCACCAGGCGUGCUCAAAGGUGGUGCCGGCCAUUGCAAGGUAUGGCAUCGACCCCUCAGCGCCCGAGGAGGACAAGGCCAGCAUCAUUUCUUCCCUCUGCAAGCCCCUCUGCGGUGCGCUCAUGGGCAAUCAGGAUGGCGCGGCGUCAGGCGCUGCUCUCUGCCUUAAGGCGCUUGUUGAGUCAAACAAUUGGAGGUUUGCAUCUGGGGAAACGGUUAAUGAGGUCUGCUUGAAGGUUGCUGGGGCGAUGCAUGAUAAGUCAACGCGCUCCAAUUCUCACAUGGGCCUAGCAAUGGCGCUUGUCAAGCACAAUGGUCUGAUUGCAGAGGCAUAUGCGAGGUCCCUUGUGCGGUCUGCCUUGCAGAUUCUUGACGGCGACACCGCUGAGAGCAGCUCCCAGAAGCGGCUCUCCGCCAUCCAGAUGAUUAAUUUCUUCAUGAAGUUUGUUGACCCUAGGAGCAUAUCCUCAGAGCUUGGCAAGGUGGUUGAUGUCAUGGAGCAAUGCCAGAACGACCACAUGCCAUUCGUCCGAGGUGCUGCGUUUGAGACAUCACAGACUGCCAAGAACAUUGCUGCACAGAAGGGGUCAAGGCAUGAGGUCAGCUCGAUCCCUAUGGUUGGCUCCAACUUCCGAAGGAAAAGAGACAAGAGCCCAUGCAGGAGUCUCUGGAGUGCCAAGGGCAGCCCUGGAAGCUCCACCAUGUCUGCUUCUCCAGUCCAGUUCCAGUCCCCGGAAUCGCACGCUGUGGAUUCAUCCAUCAUGUAUGGAAGUACCAUCACCGAAUCACCCAUCUCAGUCGGGCAGUCCUCUUGCAACUUUGAUCAGAGUCGGCGCGCAAACAGGAGGUUAUGGAGCAAUGAUGGUGUCGAUGUUUCUCUGAAGGAUGGCUUGUUCAUUAAAUUCUGUUCAAGCAGCAAGUGCCUUGAAGAUGACUUGGGGGAAGUUUGUGACAGUGAAGUAACCGAGACCAAUUUUGACUACACUGAUACAUUCACAGGAUUUGUGUCAGCUAGCCCCAACAAGAUCAUAUCAAGAGAUAAUACCCCCAGUCCGCAGGCUUCUGAGAGGCCAAUCAGCAUUGAUGAUGUCAAGAUAUACACAACACCGAGAAAGCUUCUGCGAUCUCUUCAGAGUUCAUAUGACUUUGACUCUGCUCGCCAUGAGGAACAAUCCAUUGCCAAGCUGAACUGCUCAUCAUCGUCAUCAUCAUCACCAUCCGAUGUGGAACAUAAUGAACUAGUGGAAUCAUCUGAGGAUAUACAAUCUGAGCAUUCCGAGAGCAAGAGUGAAGAGCGGAACAAUGAAAUUGAAAUAGCUGCUAGGCCUAGCGCUAACACUGGUACUAAGAUUGUCUGCAACGAAGAUAAACCAGGUUUCUCCAGUUCUGAAGUUGAGAAUAUAUCCUGCAAAGAAUCCUCUGAGGCUGAACUCUCCUCGGAACACAUAGAGCAAGAUGUUUGCGUGACAAGAAGCAGAGGAAAGGCCAGGAAGUAUAAGACAAUAUUCAGUUUACUUCUGAGCUUAACCAUUAUCAUUAUAUCAAUGAUUGCUCUGUUAAUUAGGAUAGAGAGUUGUGAGGAUUAUAUUGGCCUUGUCCCCACUUGA